Molecule: messenger RNA, 1046 nt
Organism: Helicoverpa zea (corn earworm)
Lineage: Eukaryota; Metazoa; Arthropoda; Insecta; Lepidoptera; Noctuidae
Exons: 2
Coding region: 264-1046 (260 amino acids)
Source: RefSeq, a predicted model, not a curated record
GACCGAUUUUUCAUACUAUCAGAAGGAACGGCAUGUUGUACUGUCACCACAGGUAUAAUUACGACUUUUGUACUGUCACUGCAUUAUUUAAAAAAAAAUGUCAAAGAAAGUACUACCACGCACACAUUCGUAUUUUUAUACUCCCCUCCCCACUCACACUACGCCCGUGAGCGUCGUGUUUACAUACGAUCAGUCGCGUACUGCGCCGCUGCGGUGAUCCUGCGUGUCGCUACAUGUUUUCGCGCGCAACUGUUGUUUAGAAAAUGGCGUCUCGAGACUCGUUCGAAAAAGAACAAAAACGACUCCAAGACCUAUUUGAUGCAGCUUCUACCCCUGAAUCGAGUCAAGACCCAUUUGCUGAUGAUGGUGACUAUGGAUCUGAUGAUGAGUACUUACCAUCCCGUGUUGAAUCCACGAGUUCAGAGGACGAAACUCAAGCCUCAAAAUCAAGACGCAUACGACAGGUUACAGCUACUACAUCAUCUGGUGAGUCAAUAUCCUCUUUGUCUAGUGAUGCAGAUGAUGAUGCUGACAAAUCAUCAUAUAAUAUUGACUCGACCCUCGACGGAAAUGGUGAAAAUAUUGAAGUCACACGAAAUACUGAUUGCCCUGUAGACCUAAUACAAGAACCUGUCCCAGUGAUAACUGAUCUGCCUUUGAAUGACGAAGAAUACCCUAACCUGUCACCACUAGACCCCUCUGAUCAGCUAAACUCUGUCAGUGUUGGUCCUAGAAGAUCAAACACACCAAUCAGAGAGGAAUUAUGGUCUCAGACGAUAACUGAUAUACCCGAUUUUCAUUUUGAUAACUCUCAAUGUGGUAUAACCGUGAAUGUUGAUAGCAUGAACCAAGUAAUUGACUUUUUCCAUCUUGCAUUCCCGCAAAGUGCCAUCGAAUAUCUGGUAAACUGUACUAAUAAUUAUGGAAACGCUCUAUGCAACACGAAUAGGCCUCAUACCAGAUAUAGCCGCAAAAUAGUAUAUCGUGAGACCACCUGUGAAGAAAUGAUGAAAUUUCUUGGGAUUACGCUUCAAAGGUCACAUUAA